GAGAGAGAAGCGGAAAUUUGUUUGAAUGGAAAGAGAGAGAAAGAGAGAGAAAGAAAGCUUCGUGCCUUUAUAAAUCUUCAAAUAAUGGAGCUCAGUUCUAUGGCUUCUGGAAUUCCCGCCAAAUCCAACUGAAUCGGAGUAGCUUCAUAGAGGAAGAUUCUCCAAUCGAACAUGAAACGAUGGCAAAAUUGCUCUCUCUUCUUCUUUUUUCUGCUUCAUCAAUUCUAAUCAAUACAGAUCAUGAUCUUCGGCAGUAGCCAACCAUGCCAUUUCUCUCGCCAAACUCGCUCGCUUCACUCGUCGAAUUGGCCGUAUCGGCUCGUUCUUCGCUUCUCGGCCGAGCAGCCCACGCCCAGAUUCUCAAAACCUUGCAAACCCCUCUUCCUUCCUUCCUCUACAACCACCUUGUGAAUAUGUACGCCAAACUCGAUCAUCCYGACUCAGCCGAACUCGUCCUCGGACUCGCCCCUUGCCGGUCCGUCGUCACUUGGACCGCCCUCAUCGCCGGCUCCGUCCAAAACGGCCAUUUUUCUUCUGCUCUACUUUACUUCUCCCACAUGCUAAGCGACUGUGUUCGCCCCAAUGAUUUCACCUUCCCUUGCGCUCUCAAAGCUUCCACUUCCCUUCGCAUGGCCAUGUCGGGCAAACAGAUACACGCACUUGCGGUUAAGGAGGGACUAAUAAACGAUGUCUUCGUUGGGUGCAGCACCUUCGACAUGUACAGUAAACUGGGUCUUCUCGAGGACGCAUCCAAGGUGUUUGUUGAAAUGCCUCACCGAAACCUCGAAACGUGGAAUGCGUAUAUAUCCAAUUCCGUGCACCAUGGGCGGCCUGAAGAUUCCGUCAUUGCAUUUCUUGAGCUACUUCGUGCUGGUGGGAGCCCUGAUUCCAUAACAUUCUGUGCUUUUCUCAAUGCUUGUUCAGACAAACUGGGCUUGGAGCCUGGAUGUCAGCUACAUGGAUUCAUAAUUCGAAGUGGUUUUGAGCAGAAUGUCUCUGUUUCAAAUGGGUUGAUUGAUUUUUAUGGGAAAUGUGGGGAGGUCGAAUGUUCCGGGAUGGUUUUCGACAGAAUGGGAGAGCGGAAUGCCGUCUCGUGGUCCUCUCUGAUAGCUGCUUACAUUCAAAACAACGAGGAAGAGAAGGCUUGCUGCUUAUUCUUGCAAGCGAGGAAAGAAGACAUCAAACCAAUUGAUUUUAUGGUAUCGAGUGUGCUUUGUGCCUGUGCUGGCCUUUCAGGAAUCGAGUUGGGGAGGUCAGUUCAAGCGCUAGCGGUCAAGGCUUGUGUAGAGGAGAACAUCUUUGUUGGGAGUGCACUGGUUGACAUGUAUGGAAAAUGUGGAAGCAUUGAUGAAGCAGAGCGAGCCUUCAAGGAGAUGCCAGACAAAAAUUUGGUGUCUUGGAAUACACUGUUGGGCGGAUAUGCACACCAAGGACACGCAGACAAGGCCGUGGCAUUGCUCGAGGAGAUGACAUCGGCAGCAGGCAUGGCACCGAGUUACGUGAGUUUGGUCUGUGCAUUAUCAGCUUGCAGUAGAGCAGGAGAUUUGAAGAGGGGGAUGCAGAUUUUUGAGUCCAUGAAAGCAAGGUACAAUGUAGAGCCAGGGCCAGAGCAUUACGCUAGCUUGGUGGACUUGCUUGGGCGUGCUGGAAUGGUGGAGUGUGCGUAUGAUUUUAUAAAGAACAUGCCAUUCUCUCCAACAAUCUCAAUCUGGGGCGCUCUGUUAGGGGCUUGUCGAAUGCAUGGGAAGCCAGAGUUGGGAAAGUUAGCCGCUGAGAAGCUGUUUGAACUUGAUCCAAAAGACUCUGGAAACCACGUUGUGCUGUCCAAUAUGUUUGCUGCAACUGGCAGGUGGGAAGAAGUGACUGGUGUAAGAAAUGAGAUGAGAGAAGUCGGGAUAAAGAAGGGAGCUGGAUUCAGUUGGAUAACCGUAGACAGCAGAAUUCAUAUAUUCCAAGCCAAAGACAGAAGCCAUGAGAAGGACUCUGAAAUUCAGGACCUGCUGGGGAAGUUGAGGAAGGAGAUGCAGGAAGCUGCUGGAUACAUUGCCGRCACCUAUUAUUCUAUUUUUGAAGUGUAGAAUUAUUAAAUCAGAGAAAUAUCACCAAAGUUUGGCUGUCACCAUCACAGCAAUAUAUGCUCUUGAUGUUGGCCCCAUUGCCUACCAAUUAUUCUAGGUACUGAAAUUAUUUUUACUGAGCAAUAUCCAGAAUCAUCAAUGAUAUUUAUUUUUCUGGAGAUYAUUUGAAAAGUUUCCUUUAUUUCCUCUCUGUGUUUCUUUUCUUUCCAAAUUAUCUCAU
Messenger RNA from Momordica charantia (bitter melon), 2298 nucleotides. RefSeq names its product Pentatricopeptide repeat (PPR) superfamily protein (gene LOI1). Gene Ontology annotation, molecular function: protein binding; RNA binding. The record is from RefSeq and is a predicted model, not a curated record. Gene Ontology annotation, biological process: RNA modification. NCBI's taxonomy places the organism in Eukaryota, Viridiplantae, Streptophyta, Magnoliopsida, Cucurbitales, Cucurbitaceae.